Molecule: messenger RNA, 2906 nt
Organism: Dalotia coriaria
Lineage: Eukaryota; Metazoa; Arthropoda; Insecta; Coleoptera; Staphylinidae
Source: RefSeq, a predicted model, not a curated record
CCGAAAUGAAAUCCAAGUGGACUAACAAACUGAAAAUACACUAACUAACCUAUCUUCUCUUCAGCUCAAUCUGCUAUCAACGGUUUUCUAAUGGGAUUGUUUGGUGCGCGAUGGAAAUUAUCAAAAGGUGAAAACAAACGAAUUCAAGUGCUGCAGAUUUAGUAUUUUGAAACAAAGCCCAACAAAGUGCAAUCACCAACAAAAUGGAAGACAUAUCGCAGCAGCAGAUCGCGCGUCUUGUUCUAGGAUACUUAAAGAAAGAAAACCAGAAACUAGCCUACAAUAUCUUCUAUAAACAAUGCCCACAUUUUGAGAAAUACAGACAGAAGAGACAGAAAAUCUCCACGAGAUACUAUGGAAUGGGAUUGGAAGACAUCCUGCAACAAUACAGUGAAAUCUACACCAUUGUUCAACCGCGCCUGGAGGACACUGAAUAUUUUGAAAACAAAUCAUUUCAUUAUCAAGAACUACCUCAACAACUCCUCUACCUACUCAAUCAUGUCUCACAUGGUAAAAGUAAAAGCAUCACAAGUUCAAUUAGUCCUGUACCAUCAGAAAAUGAAGCAAAUACAUCAAUUGACUUCAGUUCUACUUUAGACGUCACUGCAACACCACUCAAAACAUUACCUGGCAAUGCAAUACAAGUAAACGAAACAGAAACAGAACAAAGUAGUUCGGGAGAUAAUGAAAACCCACCCAUUCAGGAGGUUGUUGAGGUUUUCAAGGAGACUUUACUUGCUAGGGAGGAAUUACAAGAGAAAAUCGCGCAUACAAUCAAUGAAGUACGAUGCCCAGAAGUGAAGGAAUCUGUUAUUUCAAGGGAAGUUGAGUCUGCGAUUGCAGAAGUAUCAGAAGCACAGAGGGAACCAGCAUUUGAAAGUCUUCUACAGGAAAUUCUGGGUGCGAGUUUCACGGAGAAAGAAAAACCACCGGAAGCACCAUCAUCCACAACAAAUAUAACCAAUAAAGAUAUUAUCAUCAUCGAUGGGACAGGAUGUGUUAAUAACACUGCUUGUUCAUCAGUUGUGUAUAAUUUAACUGAACAGGAUAUAUUAUCCAUGCCUGUUUAUGUUUGUAAUGAGAAACACGAUGAAAGAGUUAUGGUGGAGCAAGGUGUGCAAGUACCUGAAGAACGCAUCAAAAUGCUUCCUGUUCAAAACAGAACCGAAACUAUUGCGGAUUUUAUCACUUUAUACAAAUGUGAUGUGUCUAAUGAUCAACAAGAAGAAACUUUUACGUUAAUCCAAGCAGAAAAUCAACAAUUGUUACAAAUUGAACAGGCUACAGAGGUUGUGAAUAUUGAAACAGUGAUUGAUACGAAAACGCCGGACCAGACACAGAUUACCAAGUUACCAGCGCCUGCACAGACGCCGAAAAGUGGUGGUAGGUCACACAUACGUGCGCUUGACUUUAAAUUCCAAACGCCGGCGAAAGAAGUGCUGAAAAUCAAACAAGCGUCAAGUUCACCGACGAAAACUUAUACGAAUUCAAGCAAACAGAAACCAUCAAAGUCCCUGUUUUCGAAUGAUGAAAAUUCAGCGGGUAAAGGUAAAAAUCACAAAGUAGUGAAAGAUAAACCAAAAGAACCAUGGGAUAUGAAAUACCGAGCUGGUUUGAACAUGGACAAGUCCCCAGAUGAAAAUAUUGAUGUCACGAAUAAAACUAAACCGGAAAAAGCAACAAAAGCAAAGUCUACAGUGAAGAAAAAGACUCCACAGCGAAAAACUCCGAAAUCCAAGAGUAAAACACUCAAUGCAAGUCCGAAAAAUACUAACAAAGCAGAAAAAACCAAUGAAACCACUCCAGUAUCAUUAAAAAACCAGAAAACUAAACAAAUCAUCGACGAAACAAAAGUUGAGAAUGUCAACUUGAUAAAUAUAAAUAAACCGCCGAGAUUCAACCGGAAAUGCAAUACGGAUGCAAAAAAAGAAGUAAAAUUAUCAAUACCAAAAGAAACCGAAACAAAACAGGAUAUUAUCAUUGAUUCAGAUAAACUGGUUUUAUCUCCAUCGAAAUUAAACGGAAGUAAACGCUCUCUCGACUUGGAAGUUGUCCUGAAACAGGAAGUAUUGAAUACCACAACACCUGAGGUGAAUAAACUGGAACCUAUGGUCGUACCAUGCAUACUACCAUCAUCAUCAACGGUCAGGAACAUCACACCGUUGCUAGAAACACCAGCGAAAGACUAUCCGAAAACACCCUGUGUUUAUAACCCGGCGGAAACAGUCGAGACGCCAUUAACACGAGUAUUCAACGAACAAAUCGCAGGAAUGGAUAUCGCCAGCAUCCAAACACCGAAAUUAAUAUUAACACCGAGUUUUGCAAUCACUCCGUUUAUUGAUGGAAAUGGGUCGCCAUCUUAUAAUCGCCCAACGGAUUAUUCCACAUCUUCGUCGUAUUAUCAACCGUCAGACACCGAAGCGAAUAAAUCUUUGGAAAAAUUGAUUCAGGAGUGCAACAGGUUGGAAACUGUGAAUGUUAUCGGCAGGAAAAAUUUAAAUCUUAUGAAGGAUAAGGAUAAAAGUACUUCUGAUGAGUCUAGUAAUACCAGUACAAGCAGUAGUAGUUCUUCGUCUUCUUCUGAUGACUCGGAAUCGGAUCUUGAUGAGCCAACAAAUGCGACUGUUGUGGAAAAACAGCCUUCCAGGUAUCCGUUGAGGUCCAGGUCGUUGAAUACCAGCGAUGAGGUGAAAAACAAAGAUAUAAAUGAUAUCGUGAGUUCGGUUGAGUUUAUCCCGGUGUUAAAUGAUAAACCAUCCAAGUUGGAUGAUAAUAAAACUAAGAUUUUAAGCGAUUUGGACCGGAAGCGUAUGAGGGUUCUCGAAGGUAUUAAAAUGAUGGUGGGGAGAAAGGUAGGAAAACUGCAGCUAAGAAAAAGAAACCGGCGACCACAGCGAGGGUUUUAA